AUGUCGACCGGUGGAAAAAGGGCUGUUAAAAAAACAAUAACAUGGAGUAAAGAACGUGUGCAACAGUUCCUGGAGUUGUUUCAACAACAACCAUGUUUGUACGAGACGCGGCACGCGUUUUACGCGAACAAACAUGCCAGAGCAGAGGCUCUAGAUAGUAUACGUCUCCAGUUAAAUAUUCCUGAUUUAACAAUAGACGAUGUGAAAACAAAAAUAAAUAAUAUUCGGUCCCAAAUGUCACAAGAACUGAAAAAAAAACGCGAAGAGCGCAGUGGUAUGGGUGCUGAUGAUAAAAAUGAACAUGUAUGGUGGUUUGAAGAGGCCCAAUUUUUAUUGCCCCAUAUGAAAACUAGGCAAGGGAGGGACUCGUUGGAAUCCAUACCUGUGGCUCACACUGAAAGUACAGAAGUAACAGAUGAUGAUGAAAACAACUCUGUGAGAAGCAAUGUUCCUAAUGAGAGGGUACCUGUCACCUCAGUCCAAGAUGGGAAAGGUACAAAACGGCAACGACAGGAUUCAGAACAAAAUGAACACCUUCUAUCUACUUUAAAGGCAUUGAAAGAAAGCGUUCAUGAAUUGGGAAAAGAAGGUCUGCCUGAACAGGAAUUUGCAAAUUACAUUGCUAAAGAAUUGGCUAGCAUAGACGACUCUGAAAUUAAUUUAGAUUGUAAACAUGCUAUCAACAAUAUUAUUUAUGAAUACAAAAAGAAGUUUCUUCAGAAGAAGAUGGAGUUAACAAAUAAAAUUAUAGAAUAA
Onthophagus taurus is the source of this 756-nucleotide messenger RNA. The record is from RefSeq and is a predicted model, not a curated record. NCBI's taxonomy places the organism in Eukaryota, Metazoa, Arthropoda, Insecta, Coleoptera, Scarabaeidae.